AAUCGGGCAAAAAUAAUAAUAUUAUCGCAGUGCCAUCCGUACGCGUCGGCCGUGCGCACAUUUCUUCUCCGCUACCGUCGUGAAAAAAAAAAUAAAUAAACACUUGAGAAAGAGUAACCUUUAAACGCCGCAAUCGUCGUUAUCGUCGUCGUCGUCGUCGUUUCGUUCCCCCGUCGAGAAUAUAAAUUGAUCACACGCCGCGCCACGCCGGCCGAACUUCGACUUGCACAGUUGCACUGCUUGCACUCCACUCGCACUGUCUCUCGUUCGCCGAUCAGUCCCGCGACUCGCCGGUCGCACGCAGCGUCGGCCGUACUUUUAUUUCGACAUUUAUUACACGCGAUAUUUUGUCGUAUAUUAUUAUUACUGUAUAUUAUCGUAAUUGUUAUUAUUAUUAUCGUCAUCGUCGUAAUAAUACAAUCGUACAUAAUAUUAUAUAUUAAUACUAUACGAUAUAUCAUAUUGUCGGGUUUUUGACCAGCCGUUUUUAACGCACAUUUACAUGGUGUCCUAUGAAAGUCCGAUGGCGCACGUAUUGGGGACCAACAACCUCGACUCUUCGGAGCCUUUCAAGUCCGAACACGUCGAAGAAAUGGACAUGAAGGUAAAUGUAGGUGAUUAUUGGGUACAUUUCGCGCUGAACGCAAUUCUCGAGCGAUACAAAAUCCGUGAAGUGCCCAGAGACGAACACGAAUUACGUACGCUGUUUCUCAAAAGUUAUAGCCGUCUACAGUUCUCCAUCGCCCGUGAUCAGCAGGAGACGGGCACCACCUCGACAACAGACGCAGUCCUCAUGCAGAUCAUGCAUCAAGUGUUCGACUUACAUCCCGAAUGGCUGGACCAGCGUAACAACAAUCAACCGCCAGCAAUAGCCCCGACCAGCAACGGCGGCGGUGGCGGCGGCGGCGACGACGAGACGUCUUCCGUGGCGUCGUCCGCGUCCUCGUCCAACCCGCCGUCCUCGUCGCGCCCGCGCCAAACGCGGCCGUUCAAGUGCACGGUUUGCGGCAAAGAGUUCGGCUACAAGCAUGUGCUCCAGAACCACGAGCGCACGCACACCGGCGAAAAACCGUUCGUGUGUUCCGUGUGUAACAAGUGUUUCACCCGCGACCAUCAUCUCAAGACCCACGUCAGACUGCACACCGGCGAAAAGCCGUUUUGGUGUCCGCACUGCAAUAGGUUUUUCGUGCAGGUGGCCAACUUGCGCAGACAUCUCAAGACCCACACCGGCGAGACGACCUACCCGUGCGAGUACUGUGUCGCGUUCUUCGAAACGGCCUCCGAGCUAAAAGACCACAAGCGACAGCACAAGGAGAACAGCAAGCCCCGCGGAGUCGUGAAAAAGCGGUGCCGCGGCGCCGCCCCGACCGUGACGCCGACCACCGAUCCGUGUACUUCGGUACCGUCGUGGACACCGGCCACGCACGAUUCGCCGCCGCCGCCGUCGUCUCCACCGCCGUCCGUGCCCAGCAAAAAAUGCUGGUCUUCGCCGCCGCCCCAACCACAGGCGGUGUACGCGCAACAAAGUCAACCGCGAGCCGUCUCGCCGCCCACGGCCCCGUCCAUCGAACCGUAUCACUAUCUACAGUUCAUCGCGCGGUUUCAAUCGCCCGAACGGAGCGGCGAACCCUUCGUCAAGUUCGAGUCGCCGGAACAGACCGAACCCGAAGACCUUUCCGUCAAAUCCGAUAACAAGAUGAUCGUCGACGUCGCCAUGGAUCUCACGUGUAAAUAGCUUUUAUUAUUAUAAAUUUCAGGAAAGUAAUGAAAAAAAAAAACAAUCAAAUAGCGAAAAUAAACAAUAUAACCACACAUAUUGUAUAUACAAUAUGUUUAUUUUAUGUCCAUCAGCCAAAAAUCACCAAUUUGAAUUACAAUUAACAAUUAUUAAUAUUUUUUUUUUUUGUGGAUAUGUAGUCAUGUCAUCAUAGUCAUAAGCUCAAUUUUUUCUCAUUAAUAUCAAAAGGUUUUUUAAAAAAUAAUAAUUUGUUUUUUUUUUUGACGUUAAUCAAAAUUAUUGUGCAAUACAUAUUAUACAAAAAAUGUACAGUUACUACUUUAAGUUAUAAUCGAUUAUUAUAUGUAUUAUGUAUAACAUUUUUUAAUUCAGAAUUUUAAUACCGCUGAUUUGUCCCCUAACCUUUUUAUUAUAAAUAGGCAAACAAUUUGAGUCGGUGCUAGUUGUAUUAUUUAUGAUAAUAAGAGAAACGAUGGGCCGCUAAGUCAGGAUAUGGAAUUUGUAUGUACAUAAAAAUUGUCUGCCAUUCGUAAAAAAAAAAAAAAAACAAAUGUAAUCAAUA
Rhopalosiphum maidis (corn leaf aphid) is the source of this 2300-nucleotide messenger RNA. RefSeq names its product protein krueppel-like. Bases 503 to 1735 code for a protein of 410 amino acids. The record is from RefSeq and is a predicted model, not a curated record. Gene Ontology annotation, cellular component: nucleus. The transcript has 2 exons. NCBI's taxonomy places the organism in Eukaryota, Metazoa, Arthropoda, Insecta, Hemiptera, Aphididae.